Messenger RNA from Mycotypha africana, 550 nucleotides. RefSeq lists its product as uncharacterized. The record is from RefSeq and is a predicted model, not a curated record. The transcript has a single exon. The coding region runs from base 41 to 328 and encodes 95 amino acids. NCBI's taxonomy places the organism in Eukaryota, Fungi, Mucoromycota, Mucoromycetes, Mucorales, Mycotyphaceae.
UUAUUUAUAUACUUUUUUUUUUUGUUUUCAGGAACUACCCAUGCUUCAAGUUUUCUUUGCAAUAAUAGAAUACCCUUUCAUGCAAAUUGUUUCAUUCUUUGUCAAGAUCCAAAUCAAUUUCUUCAUAUCACACUCUAAUAAUAACUCUUUAUUGAUUUUACGCAAAAGAAUAUCCAUGUUCUAUACAUACUAUCCAUUCUAUGUACGUAAUAAUAUCAACAAUAAUAAUAUGAUUUUUUUUUUCUUUUCUUUUGAGGCUUUGCAUUACAUAGUCAUAUCUGUCAUCAAUGGUGCGCGACUUGGAAUAGUCCAGAAAAUUAGAGCAUGACUCGGAGGACAUUUCAACACUCACUCAAUUAUUAUUUAAUUUCGACCCGACGUUGCAACUUCUUUAAAAGUCAAAGCGCGUUUAUUUUUAUUGUUCGCCGAUUGUGGUGUAACAACUGCUGUAAAGCUACGUUACUCCCUCCAUUGUAACAGGAUAAACAAACAAGUCAGUUUCUAGGAUACAGAAGGUGCAAGUCUAUGACAUAGAGCACUUUUAUUAAUA